Messenger RNA from Dermatophagoides farinae (American house dust mite), 938 nucleotides. RefSeq lists its product as uncharacterized. Lineage: Eukaryota; Metazoa; Arthropoda; Arachnida; Sarcoptiformes; Pyroglyphidae. The record is from RefSeq and is a predicted model, not a curated record.
AUCCCUAGUUUGAGUUAUUUAUAUUCAUACAAAGGUAUGUUUUGUCUUUUUUUGUCGUUUUUAUUCUCUUUAUUCGUACAACAAAAUCCGUCAUUCAUAAUGAAAAUGAACAAUCAAGUCUAUGUAUGAAUUGUAAAAUGGCUCUAUAUACAUUCAUGACUAUCAAUUUAUAAAUCUUCGCCUCCAUUCAUUCUUUUCAAGUCAAAAUUUCCUCUCCCUCUUGCUUUGUUCAUUGUUCCAGGAUCAAUUGAUCAAUUCUAUUCUAUGACAACUACAUUAGUCACUCCCUAACAUAUAAAUCUUUACGCAAGUUUUUUUUUCAUACCACCAUACCUAUAUAAAAAGGCCACAUUGAUGUUCAUCAGUUAAUUCAAUCGAACUGUUUCAGCCAUAUUCAACAAACAGACGAAUAUUCCCAAAUAAAUCAAAAAUGAAAUUCUUCAUUGUUGCUUUGAGCCUUAUCUCCGUGGCUGCUGCCAUUCCAGCCAUUGGUCAUUUGGGUUACGCUGCUGCUCCAUUGGCUUUGGGUCAUACUGCUUCGAUGGCCAUCGCUGGUCCAGCUAUCGCUGCUUAUCCAGCUGCCUAUCCAGCUGCUUAUGGUUAUGCAACGCACGGUCCAGCUCCAGCUGGUCUUGGUGGUCACGGUUUUGGUCACGGUGGUCAUUUCUCACCAAUGCCAAUGCAAGAAGUUCGAUUAGUUGGUGUUCCACAACCAUACCCAGUCGCUCAACCAAUUCCAGUCGACAAACCAUACGCUGUUCCAGUCGAUAAACCAUACACCGUUCCAGUUGACCGACCAGUUCCAGCUCCAUACGUUGCCAAAGUUGUUCAACCAAUGAUCCAUAAACAAACUGUAGUCAGCUCUGCCAUCCUUCCAGCACACAAAUAAAUCACCAAAUCUAAUCUUCGCAUCAGAUAUCAAAAUGACCUAAAUGGAA